GAUCCUUUUUAGGAAUAAAUUUGCAGUAUGUAAUUGAUGACACCAUUAAACUUAGGACUAUAGGACUUAUGGAAUUAACUGAGUCACAUACAGGUGUGUAUUUAAAAGAUGUGAUACUUAAUGUGAUGAAUAAAUUUAAGAUUGAGCCAUGCCAACUGUACACAAUCACAUCAGAUAAUAGGGCAAAUAUGUUAAAAGCCACUAGUUUAGACUAGGUUAGAAGAACACAUUUUAUCUGAAGUUACUACAUCUGAUAAUGAAUCAGAAACUGAACACAUGGACGUAUCAGAAUCAGAAGCAGGAUCAAUUGACGAGAAUGAAGAUAAUGAUAGUGAGUUUGAAUUGGACCAAACUGUACUUGACGAUGAUCAAAUAACUGAAUUAUUAAAUGAACGUAGUGAUAAUAUUGAUAAGGAUUAUGAACAAUCAGAAGUCAUAAUUAAUCAUGUUGAAUUGCAAAGCUUCAGUGAUUACUCAAUAUUUUCUGGAAUCCGCUGUGUGGCCCAUACCUUGCAAUUGGCAGUAAUAGACUGUUUAAAAGAUGAUGAUGUAACUAGAGUUUUAAAUAAAGUUAGAUGUUUGGCAAAAUGACUGAGAAACCAAACUUACUCUUAUUUAAUAAAAAAAGAAAAGUUAAAAUUACCAAUACUCGACUGCUUAACACGUUGGCAUUCUACAUUGGACAUGUUG
Messenger RNA from Acyrthosiphon pisum (pea aphid), 690 nucleotides. RefSeq lists its product as uncharacterized. NCBI's taxonomy places the organism in Eukaryota, Metazoa, Arthropoda, Insecta, Hemiptera, Aphididae. The coding region runs from base 277 to 591 and encodes 104 amino acids. The transcript is spliced from 4 exons. The record is from RefSeq and is a predicted model, not a curated record.